Messenger RNA from Cucumis sativus (cucumber), 2451 nucleotides. Its product is annotated as ankyrin repeat domain-containing protein EMB506, chloroplastic. Gene Ontology annotation, biological process: protein targeting to chloroplast. Gene Ontology annotation, molecular function: chloroplast targeting sequence receptor activity; protein binding. Gene Ontology annotation, cellular component: chloroplast outer membrane. The transcript is spliced from 9 exons. Bases 386 to 1384 code for a protein of 332 amino acids. The record is from RefSeq and is a predicted model, not a curated record. NCBI's taxonomy places the organism in Eukaryota, Viridiplantae, Streptophyta, Magnoliopsida, Cucurbitales, Cucurbitaceae.
UUGAGUGAAUAAUUGACUUAUGUCUAUCAUAACCACAACCUUGUUGUGUGUUAGGAAUGGCUAUAUGUUCAAGUAGAUGGCAAUUUCAAUGAUGAAUUUCAUUUUUGUAGUCAAAUUUUGUGAGGGGUGGAUCAUUAAUCGUGCUUGAAUAUAGGUGAUUAGGACAAAAAUUGAAAAAAGAAAAGGGAGCCGGUAAUCCAGCGCUCUUUCCGUUAUCAAUAUCUUAUUGGGAAGGAAGAUGCAAUUUGGCGCUUACUCGGCUUUGGGUUUUCGAUUAUUCUGUAUAAGCGCCAAAAUUUGUUCUUGUUAGUUGCAGAUUUUUCAUAAGGCUUCAACUUUCCUCUCUCUCCCUGAUUUAGUUGAUACCAUAUAAAAGAAACGGAUAAUGUCGUGGGCUAUGUCAACUUUAGUUCCCUUUGAAGCUCCUCCUGUUUAUGUUGUUGCUACUGCUUCUAGUCCAUUGUUGGGUUGCACCAUCAACUGCUUAGAUGUAGUUGGUCCUAGAAGAACAGAACUCCAGUUAUCUCUUUCAAAAAAGUGGUUAAGGGUGAGAACUUUUGUCACAAAGUCAAACCAAGUGUCUUUUUCGCAAUCACGUCAAGAAACUUGGGAAGAUCCUGAUGAUGGAAGCGGCAGUGAGUCUGAUGAAGAAGAUGAUUAUGAUCUGGAUUUUGAAAGUGAUUGGGAAGGAGAAGAAAAUGUUCAGGCUGUCUCGAUUAUUGAUCAGCCUGCUGCAAACAAGUAUGAGGAGGAUCUUCAGAAAGAGGUUGAACAACUUUUGGAACCAGAAGAACGAGCAAUUCUGGAACAGAAUGCUACUCUGAAUGUGGAAAAACUGUCAACUCCGAAAUGGAAUCCACUUCACACUUUCGCAUUAUCAGGACAGAUUAUUCCAAUGGACAAACUACUUGACAGUGGAUUCGACAUUGACUCUGUUGACGAGGAUGGUUUUUCUGCUCUACAUAAAGCAAUUAUAGGAAGAAAGGAUGCUGUCAUUGGUCAUCUUCUCAGAAAAGGUGCAAGUCCUCAUAUCAAAGACAAAAAUGGUGCUACCCCACUUCAUUAUGCUGUUCAAGUUGGUGCAAAACAAAUCGUGAAGCUGCUAAUUAAAUACAAAGUUGAUGUCAAUGUUGCAGAUUCUGAUGGAUGGACGGCAUUGCACAUCGCCAUCCAAGGUAGAAAUCGAGAUAUAACAAAAAUUUUGUUGGUGAAUGGAGCAGAUAGGAACAGAAGAAACAAGGAUGGAAAGACAGCCUUGGAUUUGAGCUUGUGUUAUGGGAAAAACUUCAAGUCGUACGAUCUUUCCAAGUUGCUUAAAAUCAUAUCAUUCAUUCCUCGAAUUCAAAUGAGUCUGAUUUGGAACAAAGGGUUCCUAUUGUUCUAAUAUGGUUCUUCAAACAACAACGAUGUGCCGGCUAAAGAAAGGGAGAGAUUAGAAGAAAGAAUAAAGAGAGAGAAGGUAACCAUGUCAAUUAUUUAAUUAGUAAAGUUGUUACGACAUCCAUUAAGGCAAUUAACGAUGAAUUAAAGUUAAGAACCCUUCCGGGUUGUUUUUCAAAUUACAAGCAAAGUUUCCACUUUGAAAUAUCUAGAAUCAAGUAUAGUCAAUCUAAAAAAAUAUAUAAAAUCGUUCAAAAAUUUGGGACAAAUAUUUAAAUCUCCAUCAUUUUUGUUAAUAACAUAAUUACGUAGCUAGUUGAGACGUGUUAGAGCUAUAAGAACAUUUUAAAGUAUAUUCACACAUUUAUUUGUAAGCAUAUAACUAGAGGAACCUAUGGCCUGAAAACUCAUUGUUAUUAUCACCUGGCCUGCAAAGCAUGAAGCCAUGAAGAAAGCUGAAUCAGCCUCCAAUUGUCUCCUAUAUGCCGUUCUCUACACCAAAAUUCAUAUCCAUCUGAAAAAGUAACAAACAAUUUUUGCUUCAUAUUUUGACACUUCCAAUGAAAAAGUUCUCUCCCAAAUUAUCCUUUUUUUCUCUCUAUAAAUUUCCCACCAUUAGAACAUCCUUUCCUCAGUCUGAACAUAAAGAAGAAGAAGAAAGAAAGAAAGGAACAUGGAUCUUCGGAAAUGUUUGGGUAUGGUUCUCAUUUGGGUUGCUUGCUUGCUUGUUUCCAUGGCUACAGAAGCAGAAGCUCAGAGCUAUGGCAGCUCUGAUGCACCUGAGGCCUUACAUUCCCACUCAAUGCUCUUCAAGUUUCUUGGUCUUCUUGUUUCUUUUCUUGUCCUCAAAGAGAUUGUUUGAGUUCUCUGAUGGAUAAUGAUCUGCCUGUCAUUCUGUACUGCAAUGUUGAAUUUCUUGUUGUUUCUACUUUGUCUGUCUUUGAAGUUCCUGUUUCAUCAUGAGAGUUGUUGUAUUGACAGUGUUUGAAUCAGCUGAUGAUAUUGAAGUUAUUUCCAUAUGUUUUACUGUGUUGGGUUGAGAUUGAAUCUUAAAAUAUGCAGUGCAUAGUA